Hyla sarda is the source of this 2437-nucleotide messenger RNA. Its product is annotated as oocyte zinc finger protein XlCOF7.1-like. Gene Ontology annotation, biological process: regulation of transcription by RNA polymerase II. Lineage: Eukaryota; Metazoa; Chordata; Amphibia; Anura; Hylidae. The transcript has 10 exons. The record is from RefSeq and is a predicted model, not a curated record. Gene Ontology annotation, molecular function: RNA polymerase II cis-regulatory region sequence-specific DNA binding; DNA-binding transcription factor activity. Gene Ontology annotation, cellular component: nucleus. Bases 233 to 1912 code for a protein of 559 amino acids.
UUCCACUCUGCAAUUAUUCAUGACUAUGUUGUGCUGGGACUUGUAGUGCCUCACUGUGUAUUUAUUACUUGAUUAUGCUGGGAAUUGUAGUGCUUCACAGUGUAAAUAUUCCUUUUAGGUUAUGCUGGGAACGGUAGUCCUUCAGGGUUCCAAAUAUUACAUUCUAGCUUUAUUGUUCAUAAUUGAGUAGGUGAACAGCGCCCCCAUCUGGAGCCGCUCCAUUUAUGGGAUCAUGCACAUCUGUAAGGAGCGCGGAGGGAUCUCAGAGUUCUUACACCGUUCUCUGAUGAUGAGUAAAGACAAGAUGGAGGUGACGGAGAAGAUCCUGAGCCUCACCCUGGAGAUCAUCUUCCUGCUGACCGGAGAGGAUUUUGUCUUUAGUAAGAAAAAGAACAACCAGACCUCAGAUGACUGCCAGGCAUGUUUAUCAGAGGGAUCGACCAAGGAUCAGAGUCCCUGCAAGGAAAGUCCACGUCUGGGGAAGACCCCUGAAGAAGAGACUCCAGAACCCAGCGAGACCACCCACAGUACAGCGGAGGAGGUUCCGGUGCGGUGCGAGGACGUCGCCAUCUUCUUCUCCAUGGAGGAAUGGGAAUAUCUGGAAGGACAUAAAGAACGUUACAAGAAUGUGGUGUCAGAGAGACAACAAUCUACUGGCUGUGACAGGGUUAAUACUGCAGAAAAAGGGAAAUACCUUAAUAACAACAUCCAGGUGGACCCGGCCACCGACAUUACUGAGGCCCCCUCCACAGGUGGAUGUAUGUUUACAAACCCCCCCGAAAGCUGCAUGAGCCCCCUCUUCUUUCGGAAAUGCAUGGAGGAUGAUGAAGGGAUGGGGACACAGAAAUACCAGGCUCAUUCGGAGGAAGAGAUAUCACCGCUCCAGUGUAAAGUGGAAGACGUUCCAGUGGAGAUCAGCUCAGAUGACGACAGUCCAGGAAUCACCGUGAGCCCCGAAUGUUCCCAGGACCGUAUAGAAGAUGAUAAGAUGAUCCAUCAGAUACAAAGAACUGGAGACGACAUGUUACCUAACUGGGGCGGGGACGGACCGCAUCCUCCCAAGACCAGCUCAGGUCUACCAACCAGCUGGGAAGUCCAACCAGACUCCCCUCACCUGUUAAUCCCUGUCCUUCCCAUCCACCAUAAUGGAGUUAACUCAAGUAAUCAUGAAGGGAGUAUGUCCAGCAGCAGUCCCCCGAUGGUGAUAAUGGUAGAACCCAAGGUUGUUCAGGAUGAGGAACCGACUCUGAAAUGCAAAACCCAUCUACCACACCUGUAUUGGCAAAACCCCCAAGUAGAUGCCUCCUCCAGUAGCCCAGAGGUGUAUGGGGAUGUAAACAUACCGCCAGUCCUGGAGACCCCCGCAGUGCACGAAUGCCUACAAUGUGGGCAGAGCUUCCAAGAUGAGGUCCACCUGAUCAUUCACCGGAGGACACACGAUAAAGUAUUCCACUGUGGGGUCUGUCAGCAGAGCUUCACGGACAAGUCCUCUUUGGUGGUCCACAAGAGGACAUUUCACAUUCAGGAACCCAAAAUGAAAGAGAAGAUGAAGGAAAGGCCAUUCUCGUGCGCCGAAUGUGGGAACACGUUCCUGAACAAAUCGAGCCUGGUCAAGCAUCGGAGGAUCCACACAGGCGCCUUCGCCUGUCAGGAUUGCGGUAAGUGUCUCUCGGACAAAACCGGUCUCAUUAGACACCAGAGAACUCACACGGGAGAGAAGCCCUAUGCCUGUCCCGAGUGCGGGCAACGCUUUACCCGAAAGUGCCACCUCAUCUCCCAUCGAAAAGUCCACACCAGCGAUGACUCCUUUCCGUCACACACCUGCCCCGACUGUGGGAAAUGUUUUUCGGUGAAGUCGGUCCUGGAAGUACAUCAGGAAUUCCACAAGCGGCACAAGGCCGAUUCCGUGUAAGACGCGGUUACAGUAUGGAUUCUACAAUGUAGCAGCUCGCGGCUGUGACAACGAAUUCCCCUCAAUGACAGACUCUGCCCCUUUAUUGUAUUUGUUUGUGCUCAUAUGGUUGUGUUAAGGUUGGCUGCUCGUUAGGCCUUAAAAUGUGCGUGACUGCCGCUGUAUACUGCUGUGUCGACACAAAUAAUAAACACCAGAAAAAAUGUUGGCAUAUAUCUCCUUCUCAGGAGCCGUCCCAAUGAGUUCUGUUUAUUAUACGGAAGUACAUUGUUUUUUACAUUUGACAAAAAGGGGAGGUUAGUUAUCACGUCAAAAUCAUCAUGUUAUAUUUUGAUUGGUUAUUUGAGUAUUGUGUCUGUAUAUAUUAGCAUAUUCAGCAUUCAUUUCUUUCUUAGCCAUAGGUCAAUAUUCUACCGGAAAAUUCCGGAUGUAUCUGUCCUUCUGCACAGUCUAUCCUUCUUCAAAUGUUUUGUCUCAAACUUCCAACCUCUUCUUUAUCUUGCUUCUUUUGGCCUGGUACCAAGG